Messenger RNA from Molossus molossus (Pallas's mastiff bat), 2514 nucleotides. It is a transcript of the gene ZC3H12B, whose product is annotated as zinc finger CCCH-type containing 12B. The transcript is spliced from 5 exons. Lineage: Eukaryota; Metazoa; Chordata; Mammalia; Chiroptera; Molossidae. The record is from RefSeq and is a predicted model, not a curated record. The coding region runs from base 1 to 2514 and encodes 837 amino acids. Gene Ontology annotation, cellular component: nucleus; cytoplasmic ribonucleoprotein granule. Gene Ontology annotation, molecular function: metal ion binding; RNA endonuclease activity; mRNA binding.
AUGACGGCCACGGCUGCAGUGGAGACACCAAAGAUGAAGAAGAGUGCCUCCAAAGAAGAGAAGCAGCAGCCUAACCAAGACAGCACGAAGCAGGGCAGUGCUGAUUGUGAAGAGUGGAUGAGCUCAGAGAGUGACCCUGAACAGAUAAGCCUUAAGAGUGGCAACAACAAUGACAAUAGCUGCCAGCCUAGAGCUGUUCAGUUGAAGAAAAAGGAGAUUCCCUCCAAGCCACACCGCCAGCUCUGUAGAUCACCCUGCCUAGAUCGUCCAAGCUUCUCCCAGAGCAGCAUUCUGCAGGAUGGGAAGCCUGACUUGGGAAAAGAAUACCAAGCCAAGAUGGAUUUUGCUCUAAAGCUGGGCUAUGCAGAGGAACAGAUUCAAUCAGUGCUGAACAAGCUGGGCCCAGAAUCACUUAUUAAUGAUGUAUUGGCAGAGCUUGUCAGACUGGGGAACAAAGGUGAUUCGGAAGGGCAGGUCAACUUGAGUCUGUUAGUGCCUCGGGGGCCCAGCUCCAGAGAGAUGGCAAGUCCUGAACAGUCUCUUGAAGAUGAAAUAGACAGCAGUGACAAUUUGAGGCCAGUUGUCAUCGAUGGAAGUAAUGUGGCAAUGAGCCAUGGGAAUAAAGAAGAGUUCUCCUGCAGAGGAAUACAACUUGCUGUGGACUGGUUUCUAGAUAAAGGCCAUAAAGAUGUUACUGUAUUUGUGCCUGCAUGGAGAAAAGAGCAAUCCCGACCUGAUGCACCAAUUACAGAUCAAGAUAUCCUACGAAAACUGGAGAAGGAAAAGAUUCUUGUCUUCACUCCAUCCCGAAGGGUCCAAGGCAGGAGAGUUGUCUGCUACGAUGACCGGUUCAUAGUCAAACUGGCUUUUGAUUCCGAUGGCAUCAUUGUAUCUAAUGAUAACUAUCGAGACCUUCAAGUUGAAAAGCCAGAAUGGAAGAAGUUUAUAGAAGAGCGAUUGCUGAUGUAUUCUUUUGUGAAUGACAAAUUUAUGCCUCCAGAUGAUCCUUUAGGACGCCAUGGACCAAGCCUUGAAAAUUUCUUAAGAAAGAGACCUGUUGUUCCUGAACACAAGAAACAACCAUGCCCUUAUGGCAAAAAAUGCACCUACGGCCACAAGUGCAAAUACUACCAUCCGGAGCGGGCCAACCAACCCCAGCGUUCGGUGGCUGAUGAGCUCCGCAUCAGUGCCAAACUAUCCACAGUGAAAACCAUGAGCGAAGGUACCCUGGCCAAAUGUGGCACAGGGCUGUCUAAUGCCAAAAAUGAGAUAACCUCAGAAGUCAAGCGUGUGGCCCCUAAACGCCAAUCAGACCCCAGCAUCCGGUCCGUGGCUAUGGAACCUGAGGAUUGGCUGUCCAUUUCCCGUAAGCCUGAGGCCAGCUCUGUUCCCUCACUUGUGACUGCCCUAAGUGUCCCCACAAUCCCACCUCCCAAAAGCCAUGCAGUGGGUGCACUCAACACCCGUUCGGCCAGCAGCCCAGUGCCAGGAUCCUCUCAUUUUUCUCACCAGAAGUCCUCAUUGGAGCACAUGGCCAGCAUGCAGUACCCCCCCAUCCUGGUUACCAACAGCCAUGGGACCGCUAUUAGCUAUGCUGAGCAAUACCCAAAGUAUGAGUCCUUGGGGGACCACGGCUACUAUUCAAUGUUAAGUGACUUCUCCAAAAUGAACAUGAACAGCAUGCAUAAUCGAGAGUACUACAUGGCUGAAGCAGACCGGGGGAUGUAUGCCAGGAAUCCCAGUCUCUGUCCUGAUAGCCGUAUGAGCCAUACCAGGAAUGACAACUAUUCCUCGUACAACAACCUGUAUUUGGCUGUAGCCGAUGCCCAUCCUGAAGGCAGUUUGAAGCUACAUCGCUCAGCAUCUCAAAACCGUCUUCAGCCUUUUCCUCAUGGUUACCAUGAAGCCUUAACACGAGUGCAGAGCUAUGGCCCAGAGGAUUCUAAGCAAGCCCCCCACAAGCAGUCAGUCCCCCAUUUAGUUCUGCAUGCCCAGCACCCAGCAACUGGAGCACGCUCCAGCUGUCCUGGAGACUACCCCAUGCCUCCCAAUAUCCAUCCUGGGGCAACCUCCCAGCCAGGGCGUGCCCUGGUGAUGACUCGGAUGGACAGCAUUUCUGACUCCCGCCUCUAUGAGAGCAACCCCAUGAGGCAAAGACGACCUCCUCUGUGCCGAGAGCAACAUGCCAGCUGGGACCCACUGCCUUGUGCAGCCGACUCCUAUGGCUACCACUCCUAUCCCUUGAGUAACAGCCUCAUGCAACCAUGCUAUGAACCAGUCAUGGUACGGAGCGUGCCUGAAAAGAUGGAGCAGCUUUGGAGGAAUCCUUGGGUUGGAAUGUGCAAUGAUUCCAGGGAGCAGAUGAUCCCAGAGCACCAGUAUCAGACCUACAAGAACCUCUGCAAUAUUUUCCCUUCCAACAUCGUCCUUGCAGUGAUGGAGAAGAAUCCCCACACAGCAGAUGCCCAGCAGCUGGCAGCCUUGAUUGUUUCUAAGCUUAGGGCUGCACGUUGA